Molecule: messenger RNA, 2078 nt
Organism: Magallana angulata
Lineage: Eukaryota; Metazoa; Mollusca; Bivalvia; Ostreida; Ostreidae
Product: neurogenic differentiation factor 1-like
Exons: 1
Coding region: 758-1390 (210 amino acids)
Biological process (GO): regulation of transcription by RNA polymerase II; developmental process
Molecular function (GO): RNA polymerase II transcription regulatory region sequence-specific DNA binding; protein dimerization activity; DNA-binding transcription factor activity, RNA polymerase II-specific
Source: RefSeq, a predicted model, not a curated record
CAUUGUAUUUCCAGAACUUCGUUGCGCAUCACUUUAUAAUUGAAGACUAAAGGAAGGAUUAAUAUUGUCUUUAUAGUGGUAAAUUAGCUUAGUUCUGCUUCAUUAAAGUGCAAAUAGAAAAGGCCCAAUCUCUGACACACUAUAGACACACACGGUGUGUUUUCCUUUUCUUUAUCUGAGGACGUUACAAUAACAGCGUUAUUUUCAUUCAGCGACGCUCCGGUCCCUAUUGUGUUCUCCGUGCCGCACAGGAGUAAUAGAAUAUUACGCAGGGAUUACGGAGGUCAGGUUUAAAUUCGCCUAUUUUGCCCGUCUUGCCGAGCCGAUCGAUCCCUCAUGGUUUGCCUUUUUUUCUCUUCGACUUGCGGAAGGUGUUGACUUUCAUGUAAUAAAAAAAAAUCUUCAAGCUGGCACAUCAUCGUCUUCAUGGCCUUGUUGGCGGUCGGAUUUUUAGUCGAAGCCACGCCUUCCGUUUUUCCCCCGUCUGAUUAUUGGGAGCUCCGCCCCUGCACGCGUCUGUCGUCAAAAACCGAGACCCGCUUAAGCCAAUAAAAACACGCUUGCCUGUUACCAAGUUCAAAAAGGCAACGGAUAACUAUAGUAUCAAUCUGCAAAUGGUAUAAAUUUCCCCGAUUUGAUAUCUAGACAGUGUUCUACCCCCAUCCUCUUUGGUGCUGCUUGGUUUGGGGGUUAAAAAGUAACGCACAUCCGACAAGGACCUGUAAGUUAGCAAGAGGUAAACUUUGACAACUUCGAAAUGAUGGAGAUUCCAGAGGCUGGCUUUGCCAAUCAUGUGGGAUACGAAGAUUCUUAUUAUUCGGCUGUGCCCAAUCUUAACUUCAAUGAUGGAUCAUACCCGAUGUAUUCCGAAUGUCAACAAGACGGUGAUGCCCAGCAGAAUCUAGCAUUGAUGGGAAUAUCUUCCCAAAAUCAUCUAGAAACUAGCACCAGUUGGACUGAUGUCUUGUCAAGUGAGUGCGGAUUUAGUAACUUUGACCAAUAUUGUGCAGCAGAAGAAUCCUCAUCCAUUGAUUUAGACUUUUUGUCACCCAGUCCACAAUCUGUAAGCAAAAACGGAAAACCUAAACGGAAACGAGUGCAGUCCAAGUCCCAGCGGAAAGCGGCGAACGUUCGCGAGCGGAAGCGGAUGUUCCAUCUGAAUACCGCCUUUGACGAUUUGAGGAAGCGGCUCCCAGCAUUUAACUACGAAAAACGGCUCUCCAGAAUCGAAACGCUGAAAUUAGCCAUGACUUACAUUUCAUUUAUGAAAGACAUUUCCGAUGGUAAGGACCCCGAGAGCGUUAAACUGAAAGCGGGCAACACGAUCCCUUGUGAUAUCUUUAGUCAGACCGACAACGCCAGUUGUAGUGAAGAUUCUCUGAGUGCAUAGCGUUACUACAGGAUCUACACCACCAAUGUAUGAAUCGUCUUCCUCUGAAAACUUUCUUUCUAGACGAGUACAAACUUUUUGUCUGGCGUUGAGCGAUUGAAUUUUUUUCGUUCUUUAGAUUUGUCUUGGUAUGAAAGUUAUAAUAUAAAAAGUAAGCUGAUUUUACCCGUCCACCUGAAGAUUAUAAUAGUGUAGUGAAAGGAAGAAAAGAAGCUAAUAUUAUCUUAAAAUCUUCAUAUAUAUACUUAUAUUACAUGUAUAAAAAGUGUUCACGGACAUAUGAAAUCCGAAGUGUGUUCAUAUCAUGUAAAUCUUGUAUUUACAUACAUAGAAUGGCAUAUGUUUUAUACGAUUUUUUUUUUGUUAUUUUUGAUUCAUGUUCAUCAUAUAAACAUGAUAUUUUACUUCAUGAUCAUAACGCUCGCAAUAUUGAGAUUUCGUUCCAUUUUACAUAUCACGCCGUUGUGUGUUCAUGAAUUGAAUGAAGUAGGUUGUUCAUGAUACUAUCGUGUACCUACAUGUAUUGAACAAGCCCAUGUGUUCUUUUAUCAAUACCACUGAACUAUAGUGCCUGAAUUACUGUACAUAAUACUGCUGUUUUAUAUUAAUUAUACAUAUUUAUAGAUAACGAAGUUUUACGAUGGUUGAAAUAAAAAAAAAUACCAAUUAAUAUGACUUUGACGUUCUA